Ostrea edulis (European flat oyster) is the source of this 563-nucleotide messenger RNA. RefSeq names its product cytochrome c oxidase assembly factor 8-like. The transcript has 4 exons. Gene Ontology annotation, biological process: intrinsic apoptotic signaling pathway. Lineage: Eukaryota; Metazoa; Mollusca; Bivalvia; Ostreida; Ostreidae. Gene Ontology annotation, cellular component: mitochondrion. The record is from RefSeq and is a predicted model, not a curated record. The coding region runs from base 23 to 559 and encodes 178 amino acids.
UUCAUUUCCUACAUGAAUUCCAAUGAAUAACGUAUUGCAUUUACGAUGUGUGCUUUCAUUAGCACAAAAUGUAAACAGAUCUGCUAGUUUUAUCUGUUUGAGGGGUUUACAAAAUCAGAGUGAACUACACAUCUACAAUGUACCACCUCCCAGUAGAAAAUAUGACUUGAUCGGUCCACCAGACAAAAAGUCUAACCUUCGCCCCAUUGUUUUCCACGUGCCACAAAAAGAGACCUCCUUCCAGCGCCGAUACAGGCUGCUGAGGAAGGACACCCAUGAUUGGAAUCAAGCUUUCUGGACUAGUCAUAAUCAGAAAUUCUUCAAGGAAAAGGAAGAGUUUGUUAAUAAGAAGCUUCAGGAGAAAUGUGAAGAAUCGGGGAGUACGGAAUCUAAGCUAUCAGCCGAGGAACUCUCAGAAUUCUACAGACACUUCUUGGACAAAAACUAUUUACUUCAUGCUACCUAUAACAGAGAAUGGUACAAAAAGAACUUAAAAUUAUUGUUCCCAGCUUUUCAAGUUUUCUUAGAAAAAAUAUAUAUUAAAAUAUUUAAAAGGUAAUGAA